AAUGUGUUUUAAAAAAUAAUAAUGACAUGAUAACUUUAGAAGAAAAGAAGUACCAAAAUUUUUGUUUUGAUCAACUGGUUUGCGUGGAGCCAUUUUUCCACUCUGACUAUCUGACCCGUGUGCUUUUGAAACAGGUUUUGCUUUGCUUCUUUGGCACUCUGCAACUAUUGUGUACCACCAAAGCCAUUUGCUGCCAUUUUUCACAUCCAUGAUCUUUCAGUGAUUUUCUUGUCUCCAAACAAAUCCCUUUGAACAAUACUAAGAAAAACACUCACACUGUGUUUUUUUUUGGAAGCUCAAUGUUGUUUGUUGUUGUAUCUACCCUUCGUCCGUAAACAAAGUCAAUGCAACCAUUUGACUGUCUUGUUCUUCCCAUGUGGAUCUGAGUCUCUUGCUUGAACCUUGCUCCCUUGGACGAAGCUUCCCUAAGCCUUCCUGGCUCUUCCUCUUCAUAAAUGCAACUUUUUUUUCUUAUCCGUUUUUCAUGAGUUUCUCAUCUGGGUUUGGGAUUGGUGCUGCUCAUUAUGAUGAACAGUUGAAACAAAAUCAAGGUUGGACAAAAAACAAGCCUCGUUUUUGUCUCAUGUAGACAAACUGAGAUCCAAGAAGACAAGACCAUGUAAGUAUUAUGAGAUUUUAAUAACAAUUGUUGUUUGUUUUGGUUGUUAAAAUAUUACUAGACUCCCAGUUUGUUGAUGAAAUUUCUGUGACAGAAUAUCCCCCUCAAGACUCAGUCAUGUAUAGACCAUUCAUGACAUGUGAUGAUCCAAAAGGGGUAGUUGAGUGUGGGGCUAUAAGAAAAUACAGGACCAGUUCUCAGAAAAUGAAGGACAAGACAAAAACUAGGAGGCCGGCUGAGACAUCAUUGGCUAACAAACAAGACAAAGAGGAGAAGGUUUCAAAAGGAUCCGCUGAAAGGUCUUUUGAUCCAUCAUCCUUGCAGCUCAUGGAAGUUUCUAGAGGAGCUCAAAGGUUGAACAACAUGAUUGAUUCAUGGUCUAGGGGUCUUAUGUAUGAUGGAAGUUCUGAAGAUAUAGCAAAAGAUUUGCUAAAAGGGGCUCUUGACCUGCAAGAAUCUCUACUAAUGCUGCGCAAGGUGCAAGAAGCUUCACAACACAUGGCUACCUUGAAGAGAAGACAAAAUGGGAAACCUGAAAGCAGCAGAUUUGAUGCAAUGCCGGUUGAUGGAACUGCACAUUGUGAUCACUUUGGUGAACAAAGUUAUCAAAUGGGGUUCCGAAGACGUUGGCCUUCAGCUGAUGGUUCUUCAAGUAGCUGCCCUGAGGAGCUUAAGAAAGUGAUUAAGGAGAGCCUGGUUAGUCAAAAUUUGUUCAAAACCACUGAAGGGUUGGAUUCAUCAUCCACAUUCCACUCCACAAACUCAAGCCAAUCUUCUGGGGCUUGGAAUGAUAAGCUUUCUGAUUCUUCUUUCUCACCAACAACUUCGAGGAGGGAAAGACGAUCCAAUCUGGUUGCCAAGCUGAUGGGUUUAGAAGAAGCCCCUUCAAGAUCAUUCCCAGCUGUUAUACAGAAACAGCUGGAGAGUCCAAAGAUUCUGAAUCAGAAGAGACAUGUAUUUGACAUAGAUAUGCCUAAGGUGAGAAAAAAUGUUGAGAAUGUUAGUCUGGAACGUAAGAUGACCUUGAAGGAAAUUCUUGAGACUACUCAUUUCAAUGGACUUUUGAAGAAGAGUCCUGUCAGAGAGCAUAAUGUUCAUGUCCAUCCUUCCUUUGAUGCUCACUACAAACAUGUUGGUGAUUUACCUCCUAUUGUACUUAUGAAACCUCGAUGUAGUCCAUAUCAGGAAUGUGUGAACAGUUAUGACCAUGUUGUUCCUCCAGAAAAGUUAUCCCUCAGAAAUCUAAAAGCAAAAGUUGCCCCUUCCAAAGUGUUCCAACACAAGGAAGACUCAACCACCAACGUGGGGAGAAAAAUGGAAGAACAUUUAUCCAAAAGGCUUACCAAAGAGGAAAGAACUAAGCUCGUCAGAGAGGUUGUGGAGUUGAAGGAGAAAGAAAUCAAGCCUAUUGAAAACGAGAAGGCUCCAGGAGGUAAGGUAAGACUGCCUAGUCAUGUCAGUCACAAAUCACAUGUAAAUGAAACUGUUGAUAGAAAAGCUAAGGUGAAGACCAUUGCCACUAGUAGAAAGCUUUCGGAAAAGGAGGUUUUAAAAUCCAAACAUCAACAACAAAAUCUUAUACCAGUAGUUGAGGUUUCGAAACCCAAAUUUGUGACAAAAUCCCAAGAAGAUCAAGGAGAAAUCAGCUCUACAAGUACCAAGAUUAGGAAGCCACAAAGUGGCUCCCGAAGUGAAAAGAAUGAGACUCCCAGCAGAAAGAGCACUGUUUCAAAUUCAAAUACCAUAUCAAAACCAAAGAGCCAAAAGAUUACUUAUUCCAAGGAACAGAAUAAGAAACAGAUGAAGAAGCAAAGGCCUGCUGUUGCUGAGCCUGAAGCAGCUAAACCAGUCGAUCAACGGUUAGGCCAAGAAGAAGCAAUGAGUGUUGCUGUUUCUCAUAAAGAUGAUUGCCCUGAGAUUAGAAUAAUAACUACAAUAGCAGAUGAUCUUGCGAUGGAUCAUGAAGAAGUAUAUGCAUCUGCAAGUAAGAUUAGAGAAGUUUCUGAGCAAAACCAGAGUUCUUCUAGUGAUGAUUACUCUAUGGUCAAGUCUGAACGUGAAAAUGAUAUCAUUCUUGCUGAGAAAGCUCAUGACAUCAUCAAUAUCAGUGAAACAGAUUACAAGGCUGACAAAGACAAUUCUGAGCUUAAAUAUUUGCUUCUGACAAGUCAAUCAUUUAUUGAGCAUGCAGAGAAGUUCCUCAAUCUUGAUGUUGACUGUCCCAAGCUCCUACCAAAAAGUGAAACUAAGCGAAUAUCCAAUCUCAUACUCUUUUUGGACUGUGCAAAUGAAGUCACUGAGCGUAAAAGCUUGCAGGGAUCACAAGCAGUUAACCCUUUAUUGCUAACUUGUGCGGGGAAUCCAAGAUUGCACAUUUCUUUAGGGAGGUUGGUUGAUGAAGUGUGUAGUGCCAUUGAGCAUCUAACAUCUUACAGUGAAAAAGUGGCUUCAGAUAAUAUAUAUGCAAUGAUGGAGAGAGAUAUAAAGGGAAACAAUGGACUGAUAAAUGGAAUAUGGAACUGGGGUUGGAGGCAUGGAUUUUCUGCAGAUGAAGCUGAGCAAGUUGUGAAUGAAGUAGAGGACCUAGUUUUAGGUGGAUUGAUUGAAGAGAUAAUUGUAAAUUUAUGAUUACAUAUAUUUUGAGACCAUGUAUACAGCCUUUAGAUAUCAGCAUCUUCAACUUGUAUAUAAAGGACUCAUUGAAUUGAUACAAGAAAGAAGAGUUGAACACCUAGGCUGCAGAAAGUUGCAUAAUUUUGCUAUGCUAUGAAUAACCUUUUCUUUUA
Messenger RNA from Vigna umbellata (rice bean), 3405 nucleotides. Lineage: Eukaryota; Viridiplantae; Streptophyta; Magnoliopsida; Fabales; Fabaceae. The record is from RefSeq and is a predicted model, not a curated record.